CGGACUGCUACAGCAACUGCACUCAAUCUCCGUCCGUUUCCUGUCCAAUAUGGCAACCAGGUGGGGAAUCUGUAGCGCUGGAAGGAUCAGUCAUGACUUCACUGUGGCCCUGAAAAGUCUUCCUCCUGAAGACCAUCAGGUGGUGGCUGUGGCAGCUCGCACAUUAGACGAUGCACAGGGGUUUGCUAAAAAGCACAGCAUCUCCCGCGCAUACGGCAGCUAUGAUGAGCUGGCCAAGGAUCCAGACAUAGAUGUGGUGUAUGUUGGAGUUAUCCACCCUUACCAUCUGGUCACUUGUCUGCUCUUUACGAACGCCAAGAAGAAUGUGCUGUGUGAGAAGCCGCUGGCCAUGAACACCAAGGAGGUGAAGGAGAUCCUGGCCUCUGCCAAGAGGAACGACGUCUUCCUCAUGGAGGCUGUCUGGACCCGAUUCUUUCCAGCCUCAGUGGAGAUCAGACGCCUGCUGGCCCAGGGGGAGGUGGGAGAGGUGAAGAUGGUGAGAUCGGACUUUGGGGUGCCGUUGAUGCACUUGCCAAGAACGACACAGAAGGAGCUUGGCGGGGGCACAAUGCUAGAUAUUGGCAUCUACUGCCUGCAGUUCACAUGCAUGGUGUAUAAUGGAGAGAAGCCAGAGUGCAUCCAGGCCAUGGGGACCUGCCAGGAAACAGGGGUGGAUGAGACUGUAGUUGUCACUCUAAAGUUCUCCAACAACAGGAUGGCAGUGUUUACUUCCUCUUCGCGUGUACAGCUGCCCAAUGAUGCCAUUAUUUGUGGUACAAAGGGCACCAUCAGGAUCCCUGCCCAUAUGUGGUGCCCCACAUCAUUAGUGGUGAAUGGGAAGGUGACUGAGUACCCAGUGCCAGAACCCUAUUUGCCUCUCAACUUCCUCAACAGUACAGGGAUGCGUUACGAAGCAGAGGAGGUUCGACAGUGUUUACUUAAAGGGCUGAAAGAGAGUGCAGUUAUCUCCCAUGCGGACUCUCUUCUGCUGGCUGAGUUGGAGGAUGAGAUUCGCAGGCAGGUGGGGGUGGUGUACAGCCAGGACUGCCAGUAAAUGAACAUGAAGGUGGAUCAUUUCCCCUAGAUAAAUACAAGUUUGUAAUGGAAAAUAAAUGGUUCUCUAGGUUUUAA
Molecule: messenger RNA, 1131 nt
Organism: Etheostoma spectabile (orangethroat darter)
Lineage: Eukaryota; Metazoa; Chordata; Actinopteri; Perciformes; Percidae
Gene: dhdh.2
Product: dihydrodiol dehydrogenase, tandem duplicate 2
Exons: 7
Coding region: 50-1054 (334 amino acids)
Molecular function (GO): nucleotide binding
Source: RefSeq, a predicted model, not a curated record